This is a messenger RNA of Exserohilum turcica Et28A, 1561 nucleotides long. RefSeq lists its product as uncharacterized. The record is from RefSeq and is a predicted model, not a curated record. The coding region runs from base 229 to 1485 and encodes 418 amino acids. Gene Ontology annotation, molecular function: malate transmembrane transporter activity. NCBI's taxonomy places the organism in Eukaryota, Fungi, Ascomycota, Dothideomycetes, Pleosporales, Pleosporaceae. Gene Ontology annotation, biological process: malate transmembrane transport. Gene Ontology annotation, cellular component: membrane. The transcript is spliced from 3 exons.
GUUGAUCUACUCUCAUUAGAUGGUUGGCAAGGAGGAAGAAAAAAAAACCUGCACGCUUCUUACUACGUGCAGAAACCACGGGCGCCAUGGCGGCCGAUGACGAAACAUGGUCUUGGAUCUUUUGACGUGCCAGUGGCAUGACGCUGGGAGCCUGGAAAGAAUGACUUGGAGCGCGGUCGCUGCACAGUCGGCCACGAGUGCGCGUCUGAGAAAUCCAUCUUCGCCAGCAUGCGAUUCCGCGACAGGAAACACGACCAGUACACGGGGGACGAUGGGGAGAAGCCGCCCGAGGUGGUAGGGUUUCGUGAUCGCCUGGCCCACUUCACGUGGCCAUGGUUUGCAUGCACCAUGUCUACUGGCUCGCUGGCCGUAGUCUUGGGCAACACGCCGAAUACAUUCCCGGGCCUGCAAACCAUUGGCAAGGUGGUUUACAUUGUCGACCUGGUUCUCUUUGCCGUCUUCAGUCUGUGCAUGAUUACACGGUUUAUAUUGGUGCCUCGCAAGCUUCUUGGGUCGCUCCAUCAUCCCGUCGAGGGCCUGUUCUUCGGCACAUACUGGGUGUCUGUAUCGCUGAUUCUGAAUGGGGCAUAUAUCUACGGCAACUCGUCCCAAGGGCCGUGGCUGACCAAAGGACUCGAGGUGACGUACUGGAUGUACUGCGCGGCUGCGUUUCUCGUUGGCCUAAUCCAGUACUCUAUGUUCUUUCGUCUGGAGCGGCUCAACGUGGCGGAUGCAGUGCCAGCCUGGAUCUUUCCGAUAUACCCUUUGCUUGUGGUAGGACCGCUGGCUGGCACGAUACUGCCAGCACAACCGCCGGCUGCGAGCUGGAAGAUUUUUGUUAGCGCCAUCAUGUUCAAAGGGCUUGCAUGGUCGGUGUCGUUUCUGCUGUAUGGCCUGUACAUGCAGCGACUCAUGACCAACGCCCUACCGUCCCCCACCACCCGACCGGGCAUGUACGUGUCUGUAGGGCCAGCAGGCUACACGGCGGCUGGGCUCCUUUCGCUGGCGAACCAAGCACCGAACCAAGUGCCGCCCAACUUGUUCACGACGAUUUCGAUUCCCGACGGCGAGAUUGUGCGCAUCAUGGGCAUUGUGUCGGGCCUUUUUCUCAUCUUGUUCGCGUACUGGUUCUUCCUGGUGACGACGAUUGCGGUGGUGGUUGGGGCGCGCAGAAUGUCCUUUUCGCUCAACUGGUGGGCCUUCAUCUUCCCCAACUCGGGGCUCACGCUGGCGACGAUUCAGGCGGGCAAAGUGCUCAGGAGCGAGGGCAUCAAUGGGGUUGCGAGCGCACUGACGCUGCUGCUUGUCAUCAUGUGGCUUGUGACGGCAGCGUUUUGCAUGCGUGCAGUGUUCCUGGGGCAGGUCAUGUGGCCGGGCAAGGACGAGGACAAGACGAUGGCACGGUUGGCGUGGGGUUGGAAGGGCAAUAAGGGUAACCCUGAAGCUGACAAGAUCCGGCCCGCCAGGUCAGACGACAGCGUAUAGCCAUGGCUGCAUGUAUGUGUGUUACUAGCGAGGCUUUGGGUUUCUGGAGUGUUACAACAAUAAUGUCAUGAUGUUU